AGUCCCUAUUUCACAUCCGACGGAAGCCCAGAAUAUAUUUUCUUCUGUCCGUAAGUCAAACAAAAACAAGUACUAUAUUUGCUCGCAAUGGAGCUCUCCCAACUGGAGGACCUAUACCACUGGCGCCGCUCACUUUGGGGGCUGGGCGAAGAAGCUAUCCGUAUGCCAUUGAGCUGCAGCUCCUGCCCACCGAGCGAUCUUCGCCAGCUGUUCGAUUGGUUAGCAUCUUUGGAGCUGCCCAUGCUGCAGGACGAGACACCGCCGCCCAGUUUCUACUUCGAUUUGCUGGAGUCCAAAGCCGUGGCACUUGACCGCAGUGUGCACAGCGGCAAGCUGCUCGUAACGCUCGGUAGUCAGACCGAGAAAGUUCCGGAGGAGUAUGUGUCCCACACACUGGCGUUGCUGGCGACCACGGCUCUGCAGCUAUCAAGAACUGGAGAUGCGCCAGCCUCCACAUGUCAUGCCGCAUCUGGUGAUGCAGUACCACUUCCAGUGUUGCAGGACACCGGAACCUGCCCCAAUGUGGAGCUUCCCACAUUGGUGGAGAUCGGAACUGGUCCCGAGUUGGCGCACACUCCCAGGAUGGUGGAGCAGGGAACUGGACCCGACCCCAAUCCGGUUUCGAUGGACACAGAUGGACGCAUGCCACAUGCGAGCAGCGAAUCGUUGUCCGCCGUGUUGAUGAGGGCGCUCCUGGGGAUGUCCGUGUGGUACGCCCUCUAUGUCCUCUCCAGCAUCACCGUCGAGACCUUCAUGACCCACGUGUGGGAGGCCUUCGUCCGGGACUUGCCACCGUCGCGGACUCCGCCGGUCGAGGAGACGCCCGCAUUCCUGUCCGCAGGCAUUUGGCAACGGAUUGUCGCCAAGCUGGCGGAGCUGCGAACCCGAUUGCCCUAAGUCCGCUCCUGGAUGAGCGGACUUUGUUAGUUUCGAUUCGGUUAUUUAUAAACCCAUCCCGCUAUUUUUACGCCACCAGUUUCAGUUUCAGUUUCAGUUGUUGUUCCAGUCGGAUUCCUUCGCCGCCGACGUCCACUGCUUGUUGUUGUUCUCGUUGCCGGCGGCGUUAGAGAUUACGAGACAAACACGGAGUGCCCGAAAAUGCGGAUUGCUGUUGUUGUGUACCCGAGAAGACAACAACAACAACAACAACAACUAUCCGGCCCGGCGAUAAGCGUCGGAAUCAACACGAAUCUCGGUCAACAGCUCACCGAUCCAUAGCCAAAUAAACGCCAAGCUGGGUCUCCAGUUCAAAUCGAAAUUGCUCGCUCUCCCGCCCCCGGCUAAAAUCUUCCACAUUCCAUAUUCCGCUGGUUAUAAUGCUACACCGCCUAAUCCGCCACGAAUCCGUGGCCAAUGAUCCCGAGUUCCGAGUCCCGAGUCCCGAAUCACGAAUCGGUCGCCUUAUCGGCGUGGUAUCAAGCACCUUUCGCACCUUUGCCGUUAAUAGGUGCAUUCACUCGCCCCAUCCUCAUCCCAUCCCAUCUCCAUCCGAAACGGAACUCGAUCCCGACUGGCGCCAUCGCUCCGUGCACUGCGAUGGAAGAUUCCCGCACUAACUGAUCGCACCUGGUGAAUGGUGAAUGGCGAAUGAUUCACUUUGUUCAUAACUAACAGAAUAGGCUUAUCGAAUGUAUGAACAAAAUAAAGAUCAAUGAAAA
Molecule: messenger RNA, 1658 nt
Organism: Drosophila teissieri
Lineage: Eukaryota; Metazoa; Arthropoda; Insecta; Diptera; Drosophilidae
Exons: 1
Coding region: 88-897 (269 amino acids)
Source: RefSeq, a predicted model, not a curated record